AUGGGGUCGCUGUUCCGGAGCGAGAGCAUGUGUCUGGCGCAGCUCUUCCUGCAGGCGGGCACGGCCUACGAGUGCCUCAGCGCGCUGGGCGAGAGGGGCCUGGUCCAGUUCCGAGACCUGAACCAGAGCGUCAGUUCCUUCCAGAGGAAGUUCGUUGGUGAAAUGAAGAGGUGCGAGGAACUGGAGAGAAUACUGGCAUAUUUAGUGCAAGAGAUUAACAAAGCCGACAUUCCCCUUCCCGAAGGAGAGACCAGCCCGGCCGCGCCGCCUCUGAAGCAGGUGUUAGAAAUGCAGGAACAGUUGCAGAAACUUGAAGUGGAGCUGAGAGAAGUGACGAAGAACAAGGAGAAGCUAAAGAAGAACUUGCUGGAACUGAUUGAAUACACCCACAUGCUGAGGGUGACCAAGACCUUCGUCCGGCGCAGCGUCGAGUUUGAACCCACAUGUGAAGAAUUCCCUGCCCUGGAGAACGAUUCUCUGCUGGACUACAGCUGCAUGCAGAGGCUUGGAGCAAAGCUGGGAUUUGUGUCUGGUCUUAUUAACCAAGGAAAAGUGGAAGCAUUUGAAAAAAUGCUGUGGAGAGCCUGCAAAGGGUACACGAUCGUGACCUGUGCGGAGCUGGACGAGCCCCUCGAAGACCCUGAAACGGGAGAAGUCAUAAAGUGGUAUGUGUUUCUGAUAUCCUUCUGGGGAGAGCAGAUUGGCUACAAGGUUAAGAAGAUCUGUGAUUGUUACCACUGCCACGUCUACCCAUACCCCAACACGGCCGAGGAGCGCAGGGCAAUCCAGGAGGGACUCAACACGCGCAUCCAGGACCUCUACACUGUGCUCCACAGGACUGAGGAUUACCUGAGGCAGGUGCUGUGCAAGGCCGCUGAGUCGGUGUACAGCCGCGUGGUCCAGGUGAAGAAGAUGAAAGCCAUCUACCACAUGCUCAACAUGUGCAGCUUCGAUGUCACCAACAAGUGCCUCAUCGCGGAAGUCUGGUGCCCCGAGGCCGACCUGCCAGAGCUGCGCCGGGCACUGGAGGACGGCUCGAGAGAGAGUGGAGCCACGAUGCCCUCUUUCAUGAACACAAUCCCAACGAAAGAAACCCCGCCGACCCUCAUCCGCACCAACAAGUUCACAGAGGGCUUCCAGAACAUCGUGGAUGCCUACGGAGUGGGCAGCUACCGGGAAGUGAACCCAGCUCUCUUCACCAUCAUCACGUUCCCCUUCCUGUUUGCCGUGAUGUUUGGAGACUUUGGUCAUGGCUUCGUGAUGUUCUUGUUUGCCCUCUUGUUGGUGUUAAAUGAAGACCAUCCCAGACUGAACCAAUCUCAAGAGAUCAUGAGAAUGUUCUUCAACGGCCGGUACAUCCUGCUGCUGAUGGGCCUGUUCUCAGUGUACACGGGCCUCAUCUACAACGACUGCUUCUCCAAGUCCGUGAACAUCUUUGGCUCUGGGUGGAACGUGUCUGCCAUGUACAGCUCGAGCCACCCCCCGCAGGAGCUUCAGAAGCUGACCCUUUGGAAUGACAGUGUCAUCCGGCACAACAGGAUCCUGCAGCUGGACCCCAGUGUUCCUGGAGUCUUCCGUGGCCCUUACCCCUUCGGCAUUGACCCCAUUUGGAACUUGGCCACCAAUCGUCUAACUUUUCUCAACUCUUUCAAAAUGAAGAUGUCUGUGAUUUUAGGAAUUACUCAUAUGACCUUUGGAGUCAUCUUGGGGAUAUUUAACCACUUGCAUUUCAGGAAGAAGUUCAAUGUCUACCUGGUGUCCAUCCCGGAGCUGCUGUUCAUGCUUUGCAUCUUUGGGUACCUCAUUUUCAUGAUCGUCUACAAGUGGCUGGUGUACUCUGCGGAGACCUCCAGGGCCGCACCCAGCAUCCUGAUUGAGUUCAUCAACAUGUUCCUCUUCCCAGCAAGCCAGACGAUUGGUCUGUACCCCGGGCAGGAGCACGUGCAGCGACUACUGCUGGUGGUCACCGCGCUGUCCAUCCCCGUCCUCUUCCUGGGAAAGCCCCUCUUCCUGCUGUGGCUGCACAACGGGCGGAGCUGCUUCGGCGUCAGCAGGAGCGGGUACACACUGGUGAGGAAGGACAGUGAGGAAGAGGUGUCCUUGCUGGGAAGCCAGGACGUGGAGGAGGGGAACGCCCCGGCGGAGGACGGGUGUCGAGAAGUCAGCAGCGAGGAGUUCAAUUUUGGAGAAAUUCUGAUGACUCAAGUGAUUCAUUCCAUCGAGUACUGCCUGGGCUGCAUCUCCAACACAGCUUCCUACCUGAGGCUCUGGGCGCUUAGCUUGGCGCACGCACAGCUGUCGGACGUGCUGUGGGCCAUGCUGAUGCGCGUGGGCCUCCGCGUGGACACCACCUACGGCGUCCUGCUGCUGCUCCCCGUCAUCGCCUUCUUCGCCGUCCUGACCAUCUCCAUCCUUCUGAUCAUGGAAGGCCUUUCUGCUUUCCUUCACGCCAUACGCCUGCACUGGGUGGAAUUUCAGAACAAAUUCUACGUCGGCGCUGGCACCAAGUUUGUUCCCUUCUCAUUUCGCCUCCUCUCGUCCAAGUUCAGCGACAAUGACCUGGCCUGA
Elephantulus edwardii (Cape elephant shrew) is the source of this 2568-nucleotide messenger RNA. It is a transcript of the gene ATP6V0A2, whose product is annotated as ATPase, H+ transporting, lysosomal V0 subunit a2. The transcript is spliced from 20 exons. Gene Ontology annotation, molecular function: ATPase binding; proton-transporting ATPase activity, rotational mechanism. Gene Ontology annotation, cellular component: vacuolar proton-transporting V-type ATPase, V0 domain; plasma membrane; vacuolar proton-transporting V-type ATPase complex. Gene Ontology annotation, biological process: vacuolar acidification; proton transmembrane transport. NCBI's taxonomy places the organism in Eukaryota, Metazoa, Chordata, Mammalia, Macroscelidea, Macroscelididae. The record is from RefSeq and is a predicted model, not a curated record. Bases 1 to 2568 code for a protein of 855 amino acids.